AUGUCGGUGCGAUCCCUGCUACUACCGUUAAUCCCUCUACUAACUCUCAUUUUCUUAAACUGGUUAAUUAUUAGAUUGGGGGAGCUGGGAGCUGCCUUUUUAAGCAAUACCUCCAAGUGUUAUAAGCAAGAUCAAACAAAAAUAAUUUUUAUUUAUUUUAAAAUACAAAUUUUUUUAAAGGUCGACCAAGAUGAUGUCCAACAAUCAUUUUUCUUGGCUGAAACACUCAAAUAUUUAUUUUUAACAUUUAGCGAUUCAAAUAAAAUAUCGUUAGAUAAAUGGGUCUUUAAUACUGAAGCACAUCCUUUCCCUAUUGAAAUUUAGCAAUUUUAUCAACUUUAAGAAAACGAGCAUUACUCAACUCUGAGAGGGUAGCUAGCAGGGAUGGGACUAGUUAGAGCUGUCCGAGAUCCAAGACCAAGACUUAAGACCCAAAACCAAGACCGAAAAGAACCCAAGAAAAGUUGUGAGUCAAGACUCAAGACCAAGAGUCUCGGACAGCUCUAGGACGGGUUAUUGGAAACCCGAUACCCAAAAUCUUGUGUUUUCUUUCGACCCGAAACACGACCCGACUUAUUUCUCAACCCGUCCCAUCCCUGGUAAGGUAGAGAGGUAACUUUAUUUUGUUUAAAAAAUUUUUUUUCGAGCUGUAUAUAUUUUUCCCUGAGUGUUUUUUAAGAUUCUAUCUAAAUUUACUCAAUUUUUUGAGUUUUGUAAUUUUUCUUUCAAUUUUUUUCCUUUUCCCAUUACUGUACACACUCGAUAUAACGAUACCCCCCCCCCCCAACAUUGUUUUCUUAUGUUACCCAAAUUAUGUUCCGAUGGGCACAGAAUGAGCCAAAUUCUAUCCCGAUAAGUUUUUAACCCUAUUUGAUUUUACUCACACCCACUUUUCUUGUAAGCAAAAGGUGGAACGAGGUGUCGUAAUAGAGAGAUUCCACUGCAAACCGCAAAUAUCCUUCCAGCCGCUCCGAUUGGGAUAUUUACGGUAUUUGUUUUUAUUUUUCAAAUCCUUUUUUUCUUCUUUUUUAUGCUCUCAUCAU
This is a messenger RNA of Meloidogyne enterolobii, 1043 nucleotides long. The record is from the annotation of a GenBank genome assembly. Lineage: Eukaryota; Metazoa; Nematoda; Chromadorea; Rhabditida; Meloidogynidae.